Molecule: messenger RNA, 3984 nt
Organism: Sipha flava (yellow sugarcane aphid)
Lineage: Eukaryota; Metazoa; Arthropoda; Insecta; Hemiptera; Aphididae
Gene: Fife
Product: regulating synaptic membrane exocytosis protein 2
Exons: 25
Coding region: 362-3724 (1120 amino acids)
Biological process (GO): positive regulation of synaptic transmission; regulation of membrane potential; calcium ion-regulated exocytosis of neurotransmitter
Cellular component (GO): presynaptic membrane; cytoskeleton of presynaptic active zone
Molecular function (GO): transmembrane transporter binding; small GTPase binding
Source: RefSeq, a predicted model, not a curated record
AGCUUUUGGAAUUCACGCCACAGUAGUAGUAGUAGUCGCGCAUCGGCCGAGUAACCGACGACGAUCCCGGGAAUACCCCACUCUUCCGUCCGUUGUCCCCGCAACAAGUGUUCACCGAUAUUAAACGCGUAUACGCGCGCAUUGGCGGUCCUGUCCAAGGGUCAAGGUUCACCAUAUGAAAAAUCAGAAAAAAUGAAGAUUCCUGUCAUUUACGGAAUUAAUUGAAUCCACUGAUGACAAAAAUUUCCAUACGUCAUGUAAUCCCUAAUUUUAGUGGGAAUCUUGGUACAAUUUUAACCAUUUGUGAGAAAUAAAUCAAUAUUUCAAGACAUCGUGGGAAUAGCAAAACAAAUCUAACAAAAUGAUACCCACAAAUGUUAUGUCAUUCAUCAACAAGAUUGUUCCACCUGUACCGGAAACGAACUCUGAGUCAUCAAAUCCAGAACAAGGCACGAGAUUCAGUAAAAUCAGACAAACGCUGUCAUCAAGUUUAAUGACAGCACAAGACAAAAUGACAACUAAACUAAAUAGUGCGAGUAAUCGGCAAAAUCCUGCGGAAAGUAACCCUACUCCUAGCCCUGCAUCUCCACCAGAAGAUAAUACGAAUAAGCAACCUACUACAACGUCUAAAUCAGAAUUGACCAAGCAACCAGCAUGUCGUUCCGGUGGUUGUCGGGUAUGUCUAAAGAGCUUUAAGGAUGGCGAUUACUCGCGUGUGUGCUUUGGGUGCAAGUUCAAAGUAUGCGAGGACUGCGCAACUUCGUAUACAAAGAUCGACGAAAACCAAGAUGAGAACACUUGGUGCUGCAGCAUUUGCCGACGCAAGCAACAGAGUUCGUCGAUACUGCAACCCGUGAUGACGCAAAACUCAACCGACAGCCUGUUGGACGUGCCGAUAGUCGACACGUUGCAACGGCGUCACUCGGACGUGAAAAUCGGACGGAACUCCGGGAGCGCCGGAUCCGGCAACGGGUCGCUGGGUACGGGGCUAGCACCGCCGCGGUCGCCUGAGCUGAGACGGCACUCGGAUGUGUCACCCGCCACGCUGAAAGACAUGGAAAAAGCUGCAGCUUCACUCAAGGUGGGAGAUAGGAGUCGUAUUACAGAUGAUAAAUUGUGGAACAGGGACACGGGACUUAGGCAGAAACGUGGAUCAGCCGGUGCAGUGGUUGGUCAAAGUACAAAUCAAACGCAACCUACAAUAUUUCGGUUUGACACUCGCCGAGAAUCAAAAAUAUCUAUACCCGCUGAUGACUCUACGGAUGAUCCUGACGAUGCAGAAAAUCGGUGGAGAAGAGGAGCACGGGGUGCUGUGCAAAGGGUACGAAGAAAGUCCAGGGUGCAAAAACAGCAUAGCUAUGAUGAUGAAAUAAAGCCCGGUGUUGGGCAAGGAGGACAGGGUGUUACUACGACUUUAACUACUGAGGGACAAGCUCAACUGCCGAGACGAGCUUCAGCAUAUGAUGUAUAUCAGAAUCGUGUGGACCAGGGUGUGACUCCAGCGAGUCGGAGGUCCAGUUUUCGAAUACAACAAGAAGAUGACGUUAAUAGCAGUUUACAGCAAAAAGAUCAAACACAAAAUCUCGGAAUGAAUAACGAAGAGGAGUGGAGACCCCGGAGACGUGGUUCCCAACUGCCGGACAUCAGUAACUUACGGUCAGCGGCCGAAUGCAGAGGAUCUCGAAAUUCAUUUUCUAACCGGAGCAGCGGAGACGGACAACAACUGCAACAGCAACCGCAACAACCACAGCAGCCGCAACCCGUCAUCCAAGAAACCGAACAGAACGACACCAUGCGCAGACAGCAAUCGGUCGCUGGCGAGGACAUAAAGAUAGUCAUACAUGACGUGGACUUCGAUCCGAACAUCAUGGGUGUUCGAUCGGGUUCUAAACGCAAAGUUAUUUUAAAGCGUGAUUUGACCGACAAAGCUCAUCGAACUCGGGGAUUUGGAAUGAGAGUCGUGGGAGGUAAGAUCGGCCCAGACGGACAGAUGUUCGCAUCGAUUGUGUGGACCGUUCCGGGCGGCCCGGCCGAGAAAUCUGGUCUUCAACAAGGAGAUAAGGUCCUAGAAUGGGCUGGCAUGUCGUUGGCCAAUCGUAGUUUUGAAGAGGUGUGCAACAUUAUCGACCGUUCGGGUGACGUGGUGGAAUUAUUGGUGGAACAAGGAUAUGAAUUACGGAUUUGUGACCUGCUCGAUGAGCCCGGGCCGAUGACGUCGAGAAAGAACUCUGGCGAAGCGAUGGGUUUGCAACUAGAUGGUUCAGACUCUCCGGCGUCCCCGACGAGAAGAAAACUACCUAAGACUCCGACAACAGCCGUUGCUCAGGCGAUCCCGGAAGAUUCGAUCCGAGAAAGAAAUAUUAUUGGUGGUAUUCAAAUGCAAGUCUGGUACAGAGAUGGAAAAAAUGAAUUGGCCAUAUCUGUUCUGGCAGCUAACGGUUUACAGAUGAGAAACGACGCGGACUAUGGUUCCUUGCCUGAAGCAUAUCUACAAAUAAAGCUUCUACCGUUCACUGUAGAGACAAAUAUCGUAAAGACCGAGAUCGCAGAACCUUCACUGAACCCAAUAUGGAACACAACACUUGAAAUGCCGAACGUUCGUUCAGAGACGUUAAUUGAAAAACAAAUGGAAGUUAUACUGUACGAUUAUAGACCUGACAAAGAAGACGUGAUAUUGGGUGAAUUCGUUGUAAACUUACAAAACACUCUUCUAGACAACGCAAUGAUAUGGUAUGAACUAGAAUCGCCGAAUCAUAGUAAGGCCUCUAAAUCACCCAGAAGCUCGAUUUCGGACACGGGGAAAGGAUUACGAAGCCAAAUUCGUUCUGUAUCAGAGGAACGUGAGCUCGAUGGAUUUUUGCAUCCGGAUCAUGCGUACAUGGCAAACUCUCGGCGAGGUUCUAGCCAGUCGGAACAAUUAGACGUUGAACCGUAUCAGUUAAACAAAGAUUUUUCUAGAUCAUUGCCCGGUUCUCGUCGCAGCUCGUUCCAGUCUACCCAAAAUACGGAAAAAGAUACCGAGCUAACAUCAACUCCGUACACAAAUCGAAGUCGUCGUAGAAGUUCGUGUACGCCUCGUCAAGAUCCAGAUGAGAUUCUAAAAAAUUUAAAAGCAGUUAAAGGAGAGUUACUCGGUCGCAGUAUGAGCAUCAGUGGAGAUAAAAGAGGAAUGCGAAGAGGUAGCUUGUCAAUCAGACCUCGAAAUGAUGCCGUUAUGGAAAAACCCGAAUCAACGUCAUAUUACGAAGACGAACCUGUUGGUGACCCCAUUCGUUUGGGCCCAGGCCAGAUUAUGCCACGAGGUUACGGUUUAAUCUCAGGUUGCCAUAUUGAAUUAAAACUAGGAUUACUAAUGACGAAAGGUCAACUGGAAGUAGACGUUGUCUGCGCGCGUGGUAUCAGAGCUGAAGAUUCACCACCAGAUACUUACGUAAAAAUGUAUCUCCGAGAGAACGAUCGCUGGUUGCAAAAACGUAAAACUCGCGUGGUCCGGCACAACUGCAAUCCAGAAUACAAUCAAACACUUAGGUACUCUGCGUGUGACGUAUUGGGAAGAUCACUUCUAGUAAUGCUUUGGGAGCGACAAAAAGGUUUCGAGCAUAAUCAAGGCCUUGGUGGUGCGGAAGUUACACUUGACGCUCUGAAGCUCACUCAGAUUACUGAAGGAUGGUAUCCUCUUUUUCCCAUACAAAGUUUGGGUUCAGACUCGAACGAUUCUCCGUGACGCCAUGCCGUGAAAUGUCACUUAUAAAUAAAUAUUAUGAACGCCCAAGUUCUGACAUAUUGGGAAAUGGGAAAUUCCAUCAUUCUCUUAAGAUUGUUUUAACUCUGUAAUUCAAUCUUAUAACGUAUAUAUAUAUAUAAAUAUUAUCAUUUCUGUAUCUAAUACUCUUACUUCCAAAAAUCAGUGAAAUUUUUAACUUCCAAUAAUGCAAUGUAUAUUAAUAAUUUAUAAUAUAGGAAUAAAAAACACAAAUUUAUAUA